Paramecium tetraurelia is the source of this 3660-nucleotide messenger RNA. RefSeq lists its product as uncharacterized. NCBI's taxonomy places the organism in Eukaryota, Ciliophora, Oligohymenophorea, Peniculida, Parameciidae. The transcript has 4 exons. The record is from RefSeq and is a predicted model, not a curated record.
AUGAUCCAAUUUUUUUUACUUUGCUGUUUAAAAUUGCAAGCUUUUCAGUAACUUAUUCUCCUCUCCAGUUCAUUUGAUUCGAAUAGUUUUGUAGAUAAUCAUGGUUGGUAUAUAACAAAAGGAUUAUCAAAUAACAUAUAUUAAGAUUGCGGAACUAAUAGAAUAUUUGGUGGGAUUUCAAAUUUUGGAAAUAUGACACUAAUUUCCAAAUUUUUUACUCUUCCACCACAUUCGAUAGUUUAAGUAAAAUUGGACUUUUGGAAACUAUCCAAUUGGGCAAAUAAUGAAACAAUUAGUGUUCAUUUAGAUGGAUUAAAAGUUGUUUCGCAAGAAGUUAAUUUACUACCAACAGGAUCAAAUAUUUGUGGAGGAAAUGAUUAUGUUUUAUCCAUAGAUCAAACGAUCCUUCAUAAUUUUGAAACUUUAUAAGUAAUUGUUACAGCAAAUAUAGCGAUGUUAGGGCAGAUUCAGGUAGUUUUUGCACUUAUGUAGGGGUUUUGGGGAAUUAAGAAUUUCAGACUUUUUAUCUAGCUCUGCCCAGCUGGAUGUCAAUUAUGUUAGGACACUGAUUCAAGAUUUGAUUGUCUAUAAUGGACAUUAUAUGUCUCUUCUUUAACAGAAACAGAGCUACAAAACUUUAAUUAUGAUGGGUGGAAUGUUGAAAAUGGAGAGUAAUAAUAUUUAUCAGAGUGUUAAAUGCUUCCUAUGAUUUGUGGUCCAAGUCUUUGCGGUAUUAAUAGCGUUGUUAAGUACUAGUAAAUACUUCCACCUCAUUUUAAGUUGAAAAUACGAUUUCGAUAUUAUUAUAUUGAUAGUUGGGAUUCUGAGCAUUCUUAUUUAUAUGUUAAUGAUGAAAUGAAAUUGGAUCUAUUACUCCAAUUUGGUUCUGGUUUAAGAAAUUAUAGUCUUUGUGGGCAAACCAGAUUUAAUGAUCUUUCUGAAAUUGGAGAUGUCAAUUUAGGACACACCUAACAACUAAUUACUUUCGAGUUUAAAAAUAAUUUAGAUCAAGAUUUUAUAGAUGAAUCUUUUGGAAUUAGAGAUUUUAGGAUUUAUUUAUGUAAUAAGUUUAAAGAUGAUUUAGAUUGUUAAUUUGGAGAUUCACCUAGUUAAUAAUGUUCCUAGUUUUGCGGAGACAAAAUAGUGUAACAAACUGAAGAGUGCGAUGAUGGAAACUCAAUCCCUUUUGAUGGUUGCCACAAUUGUUAAUACAACUGUGUGGAGGGAUGUUCAAAUUGUGUAAAGGGAAUAUGUUUAUAUUGUUAUUCAGAAUGGAAUUAUUAGAUCACAACAAAGAACUGCUUAUGGAUGACUUCGGAGUAAUUAGUUUAAGCAUGUCUCAAUGAUAUAGAUUGUAUAAAUUAAGUAGAGGUCUGGCAUCAAGAAUGCUCUUUAAAUUGCAUCUAAUGUUAUUAGGCUAUAUGUCUAGAAUGUUAAGAAGGCUACAAUUUAUUGGCUGGAGAAUGUUAAGAAAUUUGCGGAAUAUCAGCUAUUUCUAUGUUUCAAUAUCCUAAUUGUUUUUGCGAUUAAAAUUGUUAAUUAUGCAAUUUCGGUAUGUGCAAACAAUGUAUUGAUACCUAUACUUUGGCGGAUGACAAAUGCUUAGUAAUUUGUGGAGAUGGUCUAGUUACAAUUGGAGUAGAAGAAUGUGAUGACAAAAAUGAUAUACCUUAUGACGGGUGUUUUUAAUGUAUCUACUAAUGUUAAGAAUCUUGUAAUACUUGUGAAAAAGGAGUAUGUAUAGAUUAGUGUAAAAAUGGCAUGCCAAAAGUUAAUGGUCAAUGCUAAUCCUAUUGCGGUAAUUAGAUUGUUGAAGAAAAUGAAUAAUGUGACGAUAAUAAUAGUAUUCAAUUCGAUGGUUGUUAUUUAUGUGAAUAUUCUUGUCCUUUGUAUUGCUCUAUUUGUGAAGAAGGAAAGUGUUAAGAAUGUAAUUUGCACUUUUAUUACGAUAAUUCAACAUUUUCUUGUUAAUCAGUAUGUGGUGAUGGCAUAUUAACAUCUGAAACUGAAUAAUGUGAUGACAGUAAUACUAAUCCGGGGGAUGGAUGUUCAAGUGUUUGUAUGAUUGAAUAAGAUUGGAUAUGUAUUCAGAAUGAAGAGUGCAUCUACUAUAAGUACCCAGAAUUAUUAACCAAUUAUGUAUCCUAAAAGAACCAAUACUAAUAUGUGCAAAUAGAAUUCACUUAAUAACUAAAAAGGUUAUCCGAUACUCAAGUGGACUACUUCAAUUUUAUCUCAGCUACAAUUAUCUCUAUGGAUUAAAGUAAGUAUAAUAUUUCUAUCAUUCCUAAAUCUAAUGCGUCUGCAACUCUUUCUUGGGUUAUUUAUGCAGUUGAAAUUUAUAUUGAUUAAGAGUUAAAUGAUCCUCCUUUUCUCAAUAUUUCAUUAUUAGAACCUCUAUAUAAUGAAUAUGACAUUAAGUUGAUAAAUCAAAUAUCAAUUUUAUAAAUCAAAAUACCUAACUAUUUAAGUAAAGAGGACAUCGAAAUUUCCUAGAAUUUAUUGGCCUAUAGUGAAAAAUCAAUCUAUUCAUUAGGAGCCCUUGCAGGCUUUUUAUUAAUUAGUGGAAAUGGAUUAGCAUUUUGGACUGCUUUAGAGAUACUUUAAGAGUAAUCUUAUUUCAAAUAUCUCAAUAUUAUAUAUCCCCAGAAUUUAAUGAUAUAUUUUGAAGCAUCAGAAAUCAUAUCCUUAAGGACAUUAUACAAUUCUUUUAAUUAUUAAGAGCUGCCCUCUUUUUAUAAGUUUCGGUAUUUCGAAUCAAAUGAAAAAUUUGGAUUUUAUUAAGUCAAUGCCAACAUAGCAGAAAAUAUCAAGAGUUUAGUUUUUAGCUUUGUUGUUCUUAUAAUCGUCUACAUCAUGUCAUACAAAGCUGAAAAAUGCUUAACAAUACUUCAAAAAAAAAGAUAUUGUGAGGAUAAUGCAUUUCUUUCAUCAUUGUACAACAAACUUAAAUUUAGAGCAUUCAAAAAUAAAUAUUCUAUAAGGAAAUAUGGACUCAACAAAUUAUUCUCUGCUAGUUGCUGGGACAUAUUUUUUAUGGUAUUUUUAUAAUUGAGUGUUAAAUAAUUCAAUCAUUUAGUAGUCAAUCAAAUGAUUGCCCUAACUACAUUGUUUGCAAGUUUAAUAUAUAUAACAUCAUUUUUUACUGGUAAAACUCUAUUUUAGAAUCCAUAACAAUAUUGGAGAGAUAAGCUUUAGCUAUGUCUUAAUCUAAAAAAGUGUUUCAUAAUGUAUUCCUUGGUUAUCUAUUAAAGCAACUAUGUAUUGCAGUUUAUUUUGAUUUGCAUACCUAAUUCACUUUAUUUACUAUCUUGGAUUUACUUAAAAACUUUUAUCAAUACUUUUGAAUAUUAUCAAACUUUGAUUUUAUAAUCCACUCUAUUAAUCUUCUUACUUACUACACCAAUUUACUGGGACUUAGAUAUAUUCAACUUUUAAUAUAGUACGAAAUUGAUUGUUGGAUGGUUUCACAUUAUCAUCUUUUUAUUCGUGAUCGUGUUUUUCCUCAUAGCAGAUACAAUACUUAGUUUGAAGCAAGUUUUAAAUUUUAUAAACAGAUCCUUACAAACAUAAUGUAACCAAGAAAAAGAAGAAAAGGAACAAUAAAAAACUGAAUUGUAAAGUAGACCAAUAAAAUUUAUAGCUUGCUUGCUAAUUUGA